This is a messenger RNA of Anarrhichthys ocellatus (wolf-eel), 5303 nucleotides long. It is a transcript of the gene vps54, whose product is annotated as VPS54 subunit of GARP complex. Gene Ontology annotation, biological process: retrograde transport, endosome to Golgi; Golgi to vacuole transport. Gene Ontology annotation, cellular component: GARP complex. The record is from RefSeq and is a predicted model, not a curated record. Bases 369 to 3329 code for a protein of 986 amino acids. Gene Ontology annotation, molecular function: syntaxin binding. The transcript has 24 exons. NCBI's taxonomy places the organism in Eukaryota, Metazoa, Chordata, Actinopteri, Perciformes, Anarhichadidae.
UCAAAUCCGGGCAUUUGGACCGUGUGUGGCUCGUUCCGGACUUUUGAAUUGGAGCUGUACUUUGGGCUGAGACUGAUGAUGUUUCACAAGUCCACGAGAACACAAGUACAGACAAGAAGAAGCAUAUUUAAAAAAGGCCCAUUAAUGUGAAAGAGAUGUUUAUUUCCUGGUUAUUCAACGUGGGUCCUGAAAAGCCACUCCUACGACACAUCUGCCUCACGCACGCGAAUAUCACCAGUUAAUUCAACACCAGUUAAUGUCGCACACACCGGUGUUCCUCCGGUGUUUCCUGUGAUGGUGAAGAGGAGAAGAGCCGGCUGCUGUGCUUCACACGACAGCUAGCCUCCUGGGAGGCGAGUCCCAAUGCCAUGGCCUCCAGCCACGGCUCCUCCCCAGUGCCCCGUGGAGGCCGAGAUGGGAUCUACCACAAGGAGCGGGACGCCCCGCCCGCUCGAUGCCGGUCCGUCCGCUCCCUGCCCGACGUCUGCCCGAAGGAGCCCACCGGUGAGAGGCGGGGCCUGUGUGACGGCCCGUCCGUGGUGGCGGAGCACGACAGGUGGACGGUGUACAGCUCCAAGGUGAACCUCCCCGCCGCGCUCAACGACCCGCGGCUCGCCAAGCGGGAGUCCGACUUUUUCACCAAAACAUGGGGGCUCGACUUCGCGGAGACCCAGGUGAUGCCCUCCUUCUACCUCCCCAACAUCACCAGGGAACACUUCGGACCUUACCUGCAGGAGAUGGCUCAGAGGGAAAGAAUCCACGAAAGCUGCAAGACGUUCUGUCCCAACAAAGACGACGUGGACGCUGCUUCCAGUGUCGCCACCAACCACGACAAAUCCAGAGCUGAGCUGGAACAAGUCCCGAAGAUCUUCAUGAAGCCUGAAUUUGCCCUGGAGGACCCCGCCACCUUCAACAGCGUGCUGCCCUGGUCGCACUUCAACAGUGCCGGAGGGAAGAGCAGCAGAGACGUGGCCUCCUCCAAACUGCUGCAGGAGAAGCUGAGUCACUACCUGGACGUGGUGGAGGUGAGCAUCGCCCGGCAGAUCUCGCUGCGCUCCGAUGCGUUUUUCCACGCCAUGUCCUCGCAGCACGAGCUGCAGGACCGGCUGCAGGAGACGCAGCGGGCCGUGGCCGUCCUGCGGGGCCGGACCGCCGCCAUCGAUCGGAUCAUGUGCCAGGGGCCUCUGCAGGCCCUCCGCACCGCCCUGACCCGCAACAACUGCGUGAAGCUGCACAACAAGCUGAAGCUGAUGGCGGCGGUGCAUCAGACGCAGCCCACCGUGCAGCUGCUGCUCUCCACCUCCGAGUUCGUCGGAGCGCUGGAGCUCAUCUCCACCACCAAGGAGGUGCUGCAGCAGGAGCUGCAGGGAAUCCACAGCUUCAGACAUCUGGGCUCCCAGCUGUGCGAGCUGGAGAAGCUGAUCGAUAAGAUGAUGGUGGAGGAUUUCAGCAUGUACGCCCGCAGCGACCUGAACCGCGUCCUGAAGGACGAGCCGCUGGUCCUCGAGAAGGUCCACAACACAAACGCUGCCUCACAGAAGGAGCGUCUGGAGUCUCUGGUGUUCGGCCUGCUGCGGCAGAGGAAGCUGGACUUUCUGGAUAUUUACAGCGAUGAGACGAUCAUGGCCGCUAAGGCCAUCGUCUCUCAGUGUGUGGUAGAAAAUGUUUUGAACAUAGAAGAUAUUGACACUGAAGUCGUCACAAAGCUAUUUGACCAGAUGCGUCUGAUGACGUUCCCUCAGUGGUUCGAGCUGCUGAGAAACAUCUUUGAGAGUUUCCUUCUCUUCCUGCAGAGGAUCAAGGCCACGCUGAGCGUGAUCAAGAACGUGGUUCUGGAGGUUCUGGCCUCGAACCAGAGGAACCGGCUCCUGGAGGAGGCGGCCGGAUCAGGGGCUUUGGUUCAGGAGGCCCCCCGCGUCCCGUCGCUCCUACAGGGGGAAGCCGAGCUGGCCUACCUCACCCACGAGGGUCUGUUCAUCAGCGACGCUCUGAACGAGGCUCGGCAGCAGCAGCAGCAGCAGCAGCUGGUUCAGGAUCAGAGCUCUGCCGUGGGCUCCAGGAUCCAGCAGAGUCGGGCGGAGGCAGCCGGCAGCGACUCAGCAGAGACCUCCAUCAUCAGGGAGCAGAGCUUCAUGUCCGGUGAGAACAUGAUGCCCUCUGAUCUGGAGCUGAACCGUGUGAUCAACAACCUCCAGGAGCUGCUGCACACCGCCUCCGACGUCAGCCACGACCGCUGCGUCAAAGUCCUCACAGCCAGAGCCAAGGACGGCUCUCUGGCACGUCUGAGCUCGGCCGAGUUUGUGUGCCUCUCUCAGGCCGUGGAGGGUUUCGUCCGGGACACGGAGGAGCUGUGCAGCAGGCGCAGCGUCUCCCUGAGGGGGGCGCUGCAGAGCCAGGCCAACCGCUUCGUCCACCGCUUCCACGACGAGCGCAAGACCAAACUCAGCCUCCUCUUGGAUAACGAGCGCUGGAAGCAGGCCGAGGUUCCCGCUGAGUUCCAGGAUCUGGUGAACUCCAUCGCGGAUGGAAGAAUAACACUACCGGAGCGCAAAAUCCCAGCUCCAGAGGACAGGAAGCCCGCCGAGUUUCUGCUCGUCAACGGGCAGAAAUACGCCGUCGUCGGGACGGUUCUGCUGCUGAUCCGGAUCUUUCUGGAAUACUGUCAGUGUGUCAACGACAUCCCGUCCAUCGCCACCGACAUGCUGACGCGUCUGUCGGACCUCCUCAAGCACUUCAACUCUCGGAGUUGCCAGCUGGUUCUGGGAGCCGGAGCUCUGCAGGUUGUCGGUCUGAAGACCAUCACCACCAAAAACCUGGCGUUGGCUUCCCGCUGCCUGCAGCUGGUGGUUCACUACAUUCCCAUCAUCAGAGCUCACUUUGAGACCAAACUGCAGCCCAAACAGUUCAGCGUUCUCCGACACUUUGACCACAUCACCAAGGACUACAACGACCACGUAGCGGAGAUCUCUGCUAAGCUGGUGGCCAUCAUGGACAGUCUGUUUGAGAAGGUUCUAUCGAAGUACGAAGUAAAGGCUCCGAUGCCGUCGGCCUGCUUCAGAAACGCCUGUAAACAGAUGGCGAAGAUGCACGAAGCCAUUUCUGAACUUUUACCUGAAGAGCAGACGCAGAUGUUGUUUCUGAGGAUUAAUGCCAGUUUUAAGAUGCACCUGAAGAGGCAGCUGGCUCGACUCGGAGUCGUUAAUGACGGAGGACCUCAGAACGGGCUGGUUGUGGUGGACGUCGCGUUCUACACGGAGAACGUUCAGGCGCUGAAGAACCUCGACCGGCUCGACCUGAACAUGGCUGAGAUCUGGGAGCAGAAGAGGUGAUGGAGGACGACGGGACGUCCAGGACCGACCAAUGAGACCCGGAGACGUGAGGCCGGCCUCAUGGGGGGCCGGCCGGCCGGCCCGAAGGGUCCAAAAAUACAAAACUGGGAGGAGAAAAGCAGCUACAAGCCGGGGGGGCUUCCUGAACAGCUCCACCUUAAAAAGACUUCAAGUAACACACAGAGCCUCCUUUAAAACACGGCUGCCACCUCCUCUCACUGUGUGCAAUCCAACAGAAAUACUCAAACAUUAGACGGUUUUAGUGCGAGUUAAGGGUGUAGAUAAUGUUAAAGAAGUGGCGGGUAAUUUAUUUUUCGGUCGUCUUGAAGACAUUCUGUACUGUGGCGAACUUUGUCUCCAGAUGUUGGAGCUGAAGGGAUUUUUAUCAUCGCUGAAACAGAUGUUUCUUUGACUCUUUGCUCAAACUUCACAGCCGAGGAUUCUGGGUUCAGAUGACGUGGAUCGCUCCGGAGAUAAUUUAAUUUUUUUUGUUCUUCCUGCUUCUGAACGAAUCAACAGGGUUCCCUUCGCGGUGUUUCCAAACUUUUUUCCGAACCUCGUUCAUCAGCUGGUUUUGGUUUCUCUUCGUUGUGGUUCAAAGGAUUCUUAAACUUUUAUACUCGAGACGGUUUGAGGCCUGAAGGAAAACAAAAUAAAUGUGUGAUUGAAGAGUUCAUUUCCUGAAAACCUUAAACAAACAUCCAGACUGUGAACGCAUCACAACUCUCAGCAGCAUCCUGUCGUUACCAAAGUAAUACACUUUCUAAUUUGGGGAAUAAACUCUUUGAUUACACAUUAGUUUCCUUCAAACUGUCAAAUUAUGCAUUCAGUUUCCUUCAGCCGUGAGGAUCCAGAGGCGCGUUUCUUCUUCGUGGAGUUGAUCGAUGAGUCUGACUGCAGAACAUGAAGCAUGAAAAUCAGCUGUUGACUCAGACUGCUGUCCUCCCUCCUGCUGUAGUUUUAUUAAACCUGCAUGAAGAACGUGAGCUUUUUGUUUCCUCUGAAACUGAAACGACUCAAAAACGGAACAGAAAAUCUGUUUGUUUGACUUUUCAACGAAGAAAACCAAAAAUAAUUGAAAUGUGCACAAAACGACUUUUGCCUGCUCGUUAGUGAGGACUCCUUCCUGUUGAUCCAAAAUGCAUUCAAGCAGGAAAACUACAGUCGGAGGUAAUCAUGUGACCCGGAGCGUUAGUGUUCGGGCCGUUAUCAGUGAAUCUCGUCUCAAGACGUUCACCAACACACGCUUGUAUUCAGGUGUUCUGAGUCACGGUCGCCCGGCUCAAGCCGGCACUGUGCUGGUGUGGUUUUGGAGCGCUCCCUCCGAUCCUGUUCUCAGGACAUGGUGGGCAAAGAUAGACCUUUAUGCGUCACUGAAGUGCACCUGAGUCCGAUUACAGGACCACACCUACAGCACUUACCCGGUUGGGUUUUCUUCAAACGUUAGAUUUUCUGUUCCUGAGUGAAGUUCAGUCCCUCUGAGCUCAAACACACAUCUGUCCAGCUGCAGUCGCAUCGCCUCGAGUCUCUGAAACCUACAUCGACACUACAGACUCACUGCUUCAAUCAGCUACAGUACUUUAAUACAGCAGGUUUAUUACUGAGACAAUGUUAUUUUUCCAACCUGAAAUAAUGUGACGCAAAAACCUCGGCUGUUUAUGAACAAAUCAUCUUUAUGUAUACAGUAUAUAUAUAUGUGUGUAUACGUCAGAUUCAGAGAGUGAUGUGACUGCAGCUGUCAAUGCUUUUUGAUCUCAAGAAACUAACUCAUCGCUGUCUGCUUCAGAAGUGCCUACUUUUGAUCGACUGUCAGAGACGACACAUCUGAGCUCUCCACUACAGUGUGCCUAGUGUGUGUGUGUGUGUGUGUGUGUGUGUGUGUGUGUGUGUGUGGGGCGCGUUGGGCUGCAUGUAUGAGAAUCCAAAAUGUAUUGAUUCCUUCAAACCUGAUGUGAAUAAAACGGGAUGACGGAG